Aspergillus brunneoviolaceus CBS 621.78 is the source of this 573-nucleotide messenger RNA. RefSeq lists its product as uncharacterized. The record is from RefSeq and is a predicted model, not a curated record. The transcript has 2 exons. NCBI's taxonomy places the organism in Eukaryota, Fungi, Ascomycota, Eurotiomycetes, Eurotiales, Aspergillaceae. The coding region runs from base 1 to 564 and encodes 187 amino acids.
AUGGACAGAGAACUAUUGGCUAUUGUUUACGCCAUCGAGAAAUGGAUCACUCUAUUGGAAGUAGCCCCGCACAUACGAGUCAGAACGGAUCACAAGAACUUGGAAACGGAAUUGAAACCGACGAUCAUUAACCGAAGAAGGAACAGAAGGAUACAUGGGGCGAGUUACGCCAUAACGCCUCAGUCAGAGCACUUACGCCGAAAGAAGAACAACAGUUAUUCGACUACGUGGAACAGAACCUCAGACGAGGUUACAUACGACCAAGCACAGCCAAAUUAUCAUGUGGAAUCAUCUGGGUACCAAAGAAGAACACGGAUAAAUUACGAAUGUGUAUCGAUUUUAGACCAGUCAACACGAAAACCAAGAAGGUUGUACAUGCACCGCCACCAGGCCCAGCUUUCAGAAACCGAAUUUUACGACAUGGAUGGUAUGCGAAAUACGACAUCAAAGAGGCUUACUACCACAUACGGGUAUUACCAAAAGACAUAUGGAAAACAACAUUCCGGUGCAACCUCGGAACUUUUGAAUAUACACAAAUGCCUUUCAGACUUAUCAACAUACUAGUCUACUUUC